Dufourea novaeangliae is the source of this 848-nucleotide messenger RNA. It is a transcript of the gene MED18, whose product is annotated as mediator of RNA polymerase II transcription subunit 18. Gene Ontology annotation, molecular function: transcription coregulator activity. Lineage: Eukaryota; Metazoa; Arthropoda; Insecta; Hymenoptera; Halictidae. The transcript is spliced from 2 exons. Gene Ontology annotation, biological process: regulation of transcription by RNA polymerase II; termination of RNA polymerase II transcription. Gene Ontology annotation, cellular component: core mediator complex; mediator complex. The coding region runs from base 174 to 824 and encodes 216 amino acids. The record is from RefSeq and is a predicted model, not a curated record.
CUAAAUUUCUAAAUUUUUAUGAUAUUCUGUGGAAUAAAAUUUUGAUCUAAAUCUAGAAGACAAUAAUAGUAAAGUAUUGAAGCCACUCAUUAACCGAAAAAUAAAUACCUGGCAAAAAUUAAUAUUGUGAAGGAAAGAAUUUAUGCUUUUAAAUUAAAUUUACAAACAUAAAAAUGAGUGCUCCAAUAAGUACAGCAAUGGAUAGCUUAUCAGCUGCAAUUAAAUCUAACAUAAUUCCGAAUCAAGAAUAUUUAUUACAAGGAUCAGUGUUGGAUAGUGCUGUAGAAGUGCUACUUCAUAGGUUACGUGGUUUAUGUGAUAAUGUUGAUACUGGACCAGAAACUUUCAAUGAUCAUGAAAUAUGCUUCAGUAUCAGAGGAUCAGAACAACCUCUACUUCUACGUGUAAGAAGAGCAUUGGAUUAUCAGGAUAUGCCAUGGCAAUUACGUUAUAUUGGUCAACCAGAAUUGGGUGACAAAUCUCGACCUACAAUUGUUAGAAGCAGUUUAGAUAUAGCGACCAGUAAUACAGUUGUUGAUUUCUUAACAGAACUUGGAUGUAGAUUAGAUUUUGAAUAUAUUGCCCGUGGUUAUAUGUUUCGUAAAGGCAGAAUGAAAGUCACAGUUUCUAAAAUAUUUAAAAUGGCUCAACAAGGAAAAAUGCCUGAAAGUAUGGAAGCUAUAUCUCAGAGCUAUUUAGUGGAAUUGAGUGUUUUAGCACCAAGUGGUCAAGAUGCAAUAGCAGAAGAUAUGAGAAUUUUUGCAGAACAGUUAAAACCCUUGGUUCAGCUUGAGAAAAUUGAUUAUAAAAGACUUGUUCAUUAAUUUAACAGUUUCAAAGGAACCAGU